AAACUGCAGUUUGCAUAUGUUUAAUAAUGUAACGUAAUACACACAAAAGGUGAAACUGAGACAUACUGUAAGUAGAAGUCCCUUUAUUUAUUAUAAUACUUGCCAGGACUAAAGAUGGCCGCAGGUGCAUAGUCCGUGCGACGCCGUACUCAGAAGCAGAACGCCAAACUAAGGGAUUCUCCAACAUUUCGUAAGUAACAGUAACAGGCAGUUUUGCUGGGAUGAUCCAUGGUGUGACCACUAGCAGCCUCACAGAAGCUGUCAUUCAGAGAAGCAAGCGGAUGAUUUUAGACACUCUGGGAGUUGGGCUGAUUGGCACCACUACCGAAGUUUUCCAAAAGGCAUUGCAGUACAGCAAAAUUUACAGCUCCGACAUCUCGAGCACGGUUUGGGGCCAGCCAGAUCUCCGCCUCCCUCCUCUCUAUGCUUCUUUUGUCAAUGGCGUUGCUGUUCACUCAAUGGACUUUGAUGACACCUGGCAUCCUGCCACACAUCCCUCUGGUCCUAUCCUCCCUUCUCUGAUUGCCCUUACAGAAACAUUGCCUGCACCUACGAAGAGAUCUGGAUUAGAUUUUCUUUUAGCAUUCAAUGUUGGCAUAGAAGUGCAGGGAAGACUCAUGUAUUGUUCUAAUGAAGCAAAAAAUAUUCCAAAAAGGUUUCAUCCUCCUACUGUGGUUGGAACAAUGGGAAGUGCUGCAGCAACAUCUAAAUUUUUAGGGUUGGACCAGUCUCAAUGCAGAGAAGCAUUAGCUAUUGCUGCAUCAUAUGCUGGGGCUCCUAUGGCUAAUGCAGCCACUCAAACUAAACCCUUGCACAUAGGUAAUGCUGGAAGACACGGCCUUGAAGCUGCCUGCUUUGCAUAUUUGGGUCUUGAGGGAAAUAAGCAGAUUCUGGAUUUGGAGUCUGGUUUUGGUGCUUUCUAUCAUGACUAUAACCCACAACCUCUGCCGUCCCUCCAGGCUUAUGAUUGGCUGCUAGAAAAACAAGCUGUGGCUGUUAAACGCUUUCCUGCUCACCUUGGCAUGCACUGGGCUGCAGAUGCAGCAUGCGCAGUAAGGAAACACAUUGCUGGAGAUAAUAAGCUAUUGCCAGUUAAUAACAUCCACAAGAUCACACUCAAAAUCCCAGAUGCUGAAUAUAUCAAUCGCCCCUUCCCAUCUUCAGAGCAUGAAGCUCGCCAUUCCUUCCAGUUCAAUGCAUGCACAGCUCUCCUCGAUGGAGCUGUGUCUGUCCAGUCAUUCAGCGAUCACAGUAUAUGCCGGCCAGAACUGAAGGAACUACUUGGUAAAAUAGAGGUUGUUCAUCCAUCUGACAAUAAGCCCAAUUUUGAGAAACUGUAUUGUGAGGUGAGUGUUACAAUGACAAAUGGAGCCACCUAUACAGAGAGGUGCAACACAUUCUAUGGUCACUGGAGGAACCCGCUGAGCAAUGAAGACCUUGUGAAAAAGUUCAAGUCUAACGCAUCCACAGUUCUGUCCAUGGAUGGAGUGGAGGGGAUUGUGGAGAUGGUGAAUAAGCUGGAAGAUGUGUCGGACUGCUCAGUGCUCUGCUCACUCCUCAGACUUAGAAAUCAGACUACUGACAAGCAAGAGAUGGCACUCUCCAACAAGUCAUGAGUGCAGACCUUCAGCUUAGACAUAUGUCUACAUGGCGCGUCUAACUGCUAAAUAUCACCAAGGUCACCUGAUCUCUUGGUUAAGACAUUUCUGUAUCAAAUACUUUGCACUUUAGUGGUUGUGCUGUGGAAUGGUGUAAGCAACACAUCUGUAUGUUGCACAAGUAUAACUUGAUUUAACAUUAAAAUACAUCACUGACAUGUAUUUAGUUUAUACCAAAUAGAAUCCAUAACAUAAAUGGGAUAAUUUAUUUGUUUCAAAGCAAGAAAUUUCAUAUAGCAUCAUUUUCUAAAUCUCCAUCAAUUGAAAAGAGAUGAUGUGCAUUAUUAUGUGUGAUUUAUUGUUAUAUAGAUCUAUGUUUAUAGUUUCUGCUAUAUCAGGGAUGUGCGUAACAUUUAAAAUGGUAGCAUGUUGUUUUGGACUAUAUACUAUUUAUUUUCUCUCACACUUUCUGAUUCUAAGGCUGAAAUGAAUGGUAAGUUACUACUAUAGUAUACUUACCUACUUUCUGGCUGCCAGGUGUGAAGUGCAGGGACAUGACAUGGCCAAGCUGUAGGGGCGUGGCGGUGCGAUUACAUCAUAGCAGCACCGCCCUCUGCUAUUCAAUUCCGCAAAUUACAUGCAUUGUAAAUUGGUGGUUGGGGCCAUGAUGACACAAUUUAGCUUAAAUCUUGUCAUUAAGACACCCAAACAUCCUGAUUCACUCUGGAAGACUUGCCCUAUUUUCUGGUCACCUCGAAGAGCCAUACGAGAUUCAGAAGUCUCCCAGACAUUCCUGGAGACUAGGCAAGUAUAUACUAUAAACUUGAAGCACUCUGCUUUAAGACUACCCAUGUACGUUAUGAUCUCCUCUCCCACAGUGACUGGACUUUGUUAUCCACUUGAGAUACCUGCUUAUAUUUUUAGUCUUCUGUGUACACUACUUAAUUUAGCUAAUCUAAAUAAAGGAAAUCAGAAAAAAAUGUGCAAUAACAUUUUUGUGUACAGUAAGUGUAAUCUUUAUGAUGAUCUGUUUCUUGUAGCAAUUGUUUUGUCAUUUUAAUUGUGAUUAUAUGAUAAAUAAAGUUUUUUUCAGUUUAGUAAGUUGAUGUUAUACAGGUGUCCAUUCGACGUUGUCUAGGCGGCCUUGCUUUGCAGACCUCUGGUGAGGUCCCACCACCAUCAUUACAUACACACGGCAUCCAGGUGGGCCUUGUCUGAGUGCUGACAGGGAAGAGUGCUUUCAGGUGCAACAGACAGAACCUGUCCACAA
Pseudophryne corroboree (corroboree frog) is the source of this 2868-nucleotide messenger RNA. It is a transcript of the gene ACOD1, whose product is annotated as aconitate decarboxylase 1. Gene Ontology annotation, cellular component: mitochondrion. The coding region runs from base 222 to 1616 and encodes 464 amino acids. The record is from RefSeq and is a predicted model, not a curated record. Gene Ontology annotation, biological process: defense response. Gene Ontology annotation, molecular function: aconitate decarboxylase activity. The transcript is spliced from 5 exons. NCBI's taxonomy places the organism in Eukaryota, Metazoa, Chordata, Amphibia, Anura, Myobatrachidae.